AUGGCGAGGUUCUUCCUUUCCGUAGAGAAGACCGCCGAAAUAAUAGCUGCUUGCAACAAACGAGGCGUCUCCGUCACUGCCGCCUUUUACACAGCUCUAGCCACGACAUCACAGCCGAUUCAGGCUGAGCAUGGACCAAAAGGAAGAUACGUAAUGAGCUUCCACCACUUCGAAGCAAGACCUUGGUUCAAACAAACCAUUGAUACGCGGAACUUCUUAGGCCUCGACCCACACGCUAUCCUCCCCUUCGCCCUGGAUAUGGGAGAAGAUAAGAGGAGUUUCCGCGAUCUCGCAUUCGACGCCAACAAGUUCUUCAAGUCCUACCAAACAGAAUUCGCGGCUGAUGCUACGGGCUUGGACUUCAUAAACGACCUCCUCAGGUCUUUCUUGCGCCCUGAAACGCCCGCCCCGAAUUUGCCAAUCUUCUCAGUUUCAGUGUAG
This is a messenger RNA of Pseudomassariella vexata, 441 nucleotides long. RefSeq lists its product as uncharacterized. The record is from RefSeq and is a predicted model, not a curated record. Lineage: Eukaryota; Fungi; Ascomycota; Sordariomycetes; Amphisphaeriales; Pseudomassariaceae. The transcript has a single exon. The coding region runs from base 1 to 441 and encodes 146 amino acids.